Messenger RNA from Mycotypha africana, 1167 nucleotides. RefSeq names its product phosphatidate cytidylyltransferase. The transcript is spliced from 5 exons. Lineage: Eukaryota; Fungi; Mucoromycota; Mucoromycetes; Mucorales; Mycotyphaceae. Bases 1 to 1167 code for a protein of 388 amino acids. Gene Ontology annotation, molecular function: phosphatidate cytidylyltransferase activity. Gene Ontology annotation, cellular component: endoplasmic reticulum membrane. The record is from RefSeq and is a predicted model, not a curated record.
AUGAUCGGUCUGUUCUUGCUUGUCCUCAUGUCUGGGUAUAUUUGGUCAGUUGUGUUGGUUAUGAUCAUUACAGUGUUAGUUUAUAGAGAGGUCAUUUCAAUUGCAUACCAUUCAGCAAAAGGAAAUACUCGAUGGUUUAAAACAAUGAGCUGGUACUAUUUAAUUACAACAGAGUAUUUCUUGUAUGGCGAAUCGAUUAUUUAUUAUUUUAAAGAGGUUGUCAUGGUUGAUGCGUUCCUAUUACCAUUUGCAACCCAUCAUCGUUUUAUCAGCUUCGUACUAUACGUCAUUGGCUUUGUAUUUUUUGUGAUGAAUCUGAAAAAGGGACAAUACAGAAGCCAAAUGUCACAAUUCGGCUGGAUGCAUAUGGCUAUCUUCUUGAUCGUUGUUCAAGCACAUUUCAUUGUUGAUAAUAUUUUGGAGGGCUUGAUAUGGUUUAUUUUACCAGCAGCUUUGGUGAUUCUUAACGAUAUAUUUGCUUAUGUUUGUGGAUUCUUUUGGGGAAGAACACCACUUAUUCAAUUAAGUCCUAAGAAGACCGUAGAAGGUUUUGUGGGAGGACUUAUCUUUACUCUUGUCUUUGGAUUUGUUUUGGCAACGAUUCUCAUGCGAUUUGAUUAUAUCACGUGUCCUAUUCAAGAUUUGGGCGCUGCUGCUUGGUCUAACGUCUCUUGCGAUCCUAAGAAUCCUGUCUUCACAACAGAACCUUGGGAGCUUCCUGCUUUGGUCCGUUAUGUUAUCAAAUAUAUUUUCAUGAAAGAUGUCAGUCAGGUAUGGAUAGCACCUGUUCAAUUACAUGCUAUUGUGAUGGCUUGUUUUGCUUCUUUGAUUGCGCCCUUUGGCGGUUUCUUCGCAAGUGCAGUAAAGCGUGCCUUUAAAAUUAAAGAUUUUGGAGACAGUAUUCCUGGUCAUGGCGGUUUGACAGAUAGAAUGGAUUGCCAAUUUUUAAUGGGAUUGUUUGCUUAUAUGUACUACCAAUCAUUCAUUAAGAUGUAUCAUGUAUCUGUUGGUAAUAUUCUGGCCCUGAUGAUCAAUAACUUAUCGCCCAAGGAACAACUCGAGCUCCUUGAAAGAUUUCAAACAUACUUGAUAAAUCAAGACAUCUUAAAAAAUCAAAUUGAAACCGUCAUUUCAAAGGCUCAGCAUCUUUUAACUGGCACUAAUUAA